Molecule: messenger RNA, 1418 nt
Organism: Xenia sp. Carnegie-2017
Lineage: Eukaryota; Metazoa; Cnidaria; Anthozoa; Malacalcyonacea; Xeniidae
Product: borealin-like
Exons: 14
Coding region: 149-1105 (318 amino acids)
Biological process (GO): mitotic sister chromatid segregation
Cellular component (GO): chromosome, centromeric region; chromosome passenger complex; spindle midzone
Source: RefSeq, a predicted model, not a curated record
AACAUGUCAUGAAUUUGACCGCGCGAAAUUUGAGAAUUUGAGCGAGCAGUGUUUUUGUUUGCUCUUUCACUUCAAAUUUUGAAUAUCAGAGCGUAAGUUUUAGCCUACUUUAACGAUAAACAGAUUUAAAGUGCUUUAAUGAAGUAGAAUGGCGCCAAAAAGAAAUCGAGAAGUCCUAAAGAAGGUCUGCAGAACCAAACGAUGCAAACCCGUCUUGCCCGACGUACCUUUAAAUACAUCCAUGUCAAUUGAAGAGCAAGAAAAUAAAAUGAACGAUUAUAUCGAAGAUUUUCUACUCCAAGUGAAGAGCAAGCGUGAGAAAAUGAUAAAAUGCAUCCAAAAAGCUAAAGCACUGAUCGGGAAUGCUUAUAAGAGUGCAACCAUUGAAAUUGUUAAGAGUGUACGCAAAAUGACAUUUGAAGAAUUUCUAAAUAACGGAGGAAAUGUUGAUUUAGCCAUUAGUGCUCAGGUGACAGCGUCCAUAACAGAAUUAGCUUCCACAUCAGCAUCGGUAACUGGCAACAUGCCUGUUGAGCAAAGAAUGCCAUUGUCAAACCUCUCUAGCGAAAUCAAUAGCUCAGGAUUCGUUUUGGAUCAGUCGACUAUGGAGAAUGGCUUUUCGAGUAAUGUUCAAACUGUGGGAAAAUCAAACCGAAGCCGCAAGCGAAACACAGCAAUAACAUCUCCUCGUCGUACAAGGUCUAGUCGGCGCUUGCAGGGAAAGACGUCAGCGACUCCAGCCUUGAAUUUUAUCACUCCAAUCCCGAAGUCGACCACCCUCACUGCUUUAACUAAAGACAUAUUAAUUACCCCCAAGUUUGAUCCAAGGUUACCUAUACCUGCUACAAGAAUGAGAGCUCCGAAACCUGGAGAGAGAGUAAUAUCCAUGACUGGAUCACCCCUGACCAAUUAUGUUGGGCCUUCGAACCACAAUGCUCCGAAGGUCAUCAUACCAUUAACAGGAGGAAAGACAUUGCAACUAAGUGUAGAUGAGAAUUCAUCGCUUAGUGCUCAAGAGAUUGAUGUGGCAAGCGACAACGUAGCGCAAAAUAAUAUACGAUUACUCCAGGAAAAGCUCUCAAAGAUGUUGAAGAUGCCAAAGUAAUGCAAUUGAAGUGAUAUCAAGGAAUUUUGCUAAGUACCUGCGUCUAUAGAUGAUUUUUUUAUGUAUGAAUCUCUCCCUCCCGCGCCAGAAUCGACGCGAAAUUAUUGAGAUUUUGCUUUCUUAAACUGAGGAUGAAUGGAACUUCUGUUUCUAUACAUCUCACUCUAAAUUUAGCGAUUUCAAGUGACCGAUAGCUGUUAUUCAUCCUAGUAGGGAGAGAGAGAAAUUUAUUUAAUGACCAAUAGCCAUCAAUCCUUAAAUUUAGGGAGAUAGUUCUAUCCAUGCUCAAUGAAAUAAAAUUGUCGGCUUGUAA